Williopsis jadinii is the source of this 1221-nucleotide messenger RNA. It is a transcript of the gene AVT7, whose product is annotated as Avt7p. The transcript has a single exon. Gene Ontology annotation, molecular function: L-lysine transmembrane transporter activity; L-serine transmembrane transporter activity; L-arginine transmembrane transporter activity. The coding region runs from base 1 to 1221 and encodes 406 amino acids. The record is from RefSeq and is a predicted model, not a curated record. NCBI's taxonomy places the organism in Eukaryota, Fungi, Ascomycota, Saccharomycetes, Phaffomycetales, Wickerhamomycetaceae. Gene Ontology annotation, biological process: amino acid transmembrane transport. Gene Ontology annotation, cellular component: fungal-type vacuole membrane.
AUGGCUACAACCACUUCCUCUGUGAUCAACCUCACCAAGACCAUCAUCGGUGCCGGUUUACUGGCGAUUCCCUUUGCGUUCAGGGCGGACGGCAUCGUCCUUGGGCUGCUGCUUGUGCUGCUUGCUGCCGUGACGUCGUGGUUUGGGCUGUUCAUCAUCUACAAGGUGUCUCACCACGUUGAGGGCCAAGUGUCCUUCUUUGCGCUGUGUGCGAUCACGUAUCCGCAGCUGACGCUGCUGUUCGACUUCUCCAUUGCGAUCCAGUGCUUUGGCGUGGCGGUGAGCUAUCUGGUGUUGUUUGGCGACUUGGUUCCAGGCCUCAUUGGCGGAGCUUUGACCAGAAACCAGGUGAUUCUGCUGUCGCUGGUGAUCACGGUGCCGCUGAUCUCCUUUCGAAAGCUCGACUCGCUGAAGUUCGGCUCCAUCGUGGCUCUUGUUGCCAUUGCGUUCUUGACCGUGCUCGUCGUGGCACACUCCGUUGCGGAUGAGUACACUGAUAGGGGCGAGGUGUUGGUCUGGGUGCCGGGGAAGCUCAGCGACGUUAUCUCGACCUUCAGCAUCAUCAUAUUUGCCUUCACGGCUGCUCAGAACAUCUGCACGAUCAUCAACGAGAUUGACGAUAAGUCCAAUACCAAUCUUGUCAUCGUUGCAGCCUGUGGCAUCUCGUCCGUCUUGUUCUCCAUGGUUGGCUUAGCAGGCUACUGGCAGUUUGGCUCCAACGUCCUGGGGAACGUCAUGAUGAACUAUGACCCUGAACUGACCUCGACAAGGGUUGGUAAAGGUGCACUUACGCUCACGGUUGCGCUGUCGUACCCGUUGAUGUUCCAUCCUUGUAGAAUAUCCAUAAACAACAUGUGCUAUUGGAUUAGAAAGCACAGCUCAAAGCAAAACGAAGGAGAAGUUGGUCCAUUGUUGCAGCACUCUGACGACUCGAUCCAUGAGCACAUCCACGUUGAGGUUCCGUUCCCUACAAACGACUUCUUCAUCGUCUCGUUGGGCUUAACAUUGGCAACUUAUGGGCUGGCACUGAGCGUCACCUCUUUUGAACUGGUUCUUUCCCUAGUUGGAGCCACGGGCUCCACGUUGAUCUGCUUCAUCCUUCCUGGUCUCUUUGGUUAUAAGCUGAUGGAGACCGGAAGCGGCCAGGUCUAUUCCAUUGCACUCACCGUGUUUGGACUGGUGGUUAUGGUUACAUCUGUAUUUGCAACGCUCUACUUCUGA